This is a messenger RNA of Klebsormidium nitens, 3615 nucleotides long. Lineage: Eukaryota; Viridiplantae; Streptophyta; Klebsormidiophyceae; Klebsormidiales; Klebsormidiaceae. The record is from the annotation of a GenBank genome assembly.
AGAGAUUCCAUGCCGGAGAGAAACUGGCGCUGCUGCAACAGAAUGGGAGCCGACAAGUGCACUUGAGCUUGCUUGCUCACUCAUCAAGCGGUUCCUUGCUCCUCUGCCUCAGGUGCAGUGAGGGAGCUGCGCGUGUACUGGCAGCCGCGUGCCUAUUGUGCACCACUUUGACUGAGGAAGCAGCAAGAGCGCUGAUGGCGGCGCCACUUCCUGCCAGCUGCUAGCAUGGCGACCGGCACGGCAUUGGCUGCCGCACCGUCAUGUCUCAAUGCAGGAGGCACGGCGGGCUGUGCCCUUGGGCGCCCUCGCUGGGAAGGGCGGAGUCAGGUUCACGUAGGGUGUUUUGAUUCAGUGUUGCUCCUGGCGCCCGGGCUGCGGCCGCUUUCGCAAGCCUGCCGAGCGCCGCCGCUAGGAAUACGAAGGAGUGAAGCGCCACGAUGGCGGGCUACUGGACAGAGGAUGCCAUGCGCAUCCACAAAUUUUGACGGACGGGAGAAUGAGCAGGCAGAAGCGCGGGGUUUCGAUGCAUCUUGUCCUUCCAAGAACAGCCACCGGCAUGGGGUGCCGCCACCGCAGGAAACCAGCACGUCGGGGCGGGAGUUCGGAAGUGAGGGAGAGCGGCGCCACACGCGGCGCCACCCGUGGGCCCGGACGGCAGUGCGAUGGGCGAGUGCCAUUUUGUUGGGGACGGCGCUGGCGGUGGUAAACACGCAGCCGGCGAUGGCGGCAUGGGGGUUCGGGGGGAAGGGGGGGGUACGGGAGGCGCCGCGGCCAGGGACUGUGGGGCUGACGGACGACCAGCGGAGGAAGCAGGACGAGGAGGCAGAGGCACGGCGCGCUGCGGAGGAAGAAGCGGCGCGACAGGCACGAUCACAGCAGGAGAAUGAGCGCACGCGCGCGCGGGCGGCAGAGCAGGCGCAGCAGGAACAGCAGCAGGCGCGGGAGGGAAUCAUCCGAAAUGUUGAGUUCUUCCGGGAGCGCAAUGUGGACACGGACGAGUGGGAGCUGCCGCUGGCGGUGUACGAGGAGGCGGCGGACGCGGGCCUGGUGGACCGCUCCCUGCUGGGCUGGUCCAAGGACACGCUGCGCAUCCGGCUGCGACAAGACCUGGGCCCCCUGGCCGAGCCGGAGUACUUGGUGGUCGUCCCGUACACACAAAAGAAGCGCAUCCUCGACAAGUACACCGGGGACGUGGACGUCGCGGCGGGGGUGGGCCUGGGGGCGGAUUCACCGCGCAACCUGUUUGAGGAGCUGCACUACGAGUCCGUCACGGGGCAAGGCCGCGGCCAGAACCUGGCGCGCAGGAAGAUUGACCUCCUCCUCAAGCACUACGGCGAGUACGGCCCGUUUUGGUUCUUGUCCAAGGACCGCAUCGACCCCGAGAGCCUGGGCUUCAAGGACGGCGAGGCGGCGUACCUGUGGAUCGAGUACUGGGUGGCGGCCCUCCUGGCGGCCACGUGGGUGUGGGUCAUGUUCGUGGACAAGGACCAGAAGACGGAGCGCUACUGGGACGUGCGCGCAGUCAAGGAGUUCCGGCGACAGUUCCAAGGGGCGGACAUGAACAGCGAGGUGACGCUGCGUGACGUGGCGGGGCUGGACCACGUGGUGGACGAGCUGCAGGAGGUUAUUACCUUCCUGAAGCACCCCCAAAAGUUUGAGGCCAUGGGCGCGCGACCGCCGCGGGGCAUGCUGCUGUACGGCGCCCCUGGCACGGGGAAGACGCUGCUGGCGCGCGCGAUCGCGGGCGAGGCCAAGGUGCCCAUCAUCCACGUGGUAGCCUCCAAGUUCGCCAUGGGCGAGUCCAUGGUCGGGGUCCAGGCGGCGCGCCUCCGCGGCAUGUUCGCCUAUGCCAAACAGCGGGCGCCGAUCGUGAUCUUCCUGGACGAGAUCGACGGGCUGUGCAAGAAGCGCGCGGGCGCGCGCACGGACGUGUUCCGCGAGCAGGAGCGCGCGGUGACGCUGAACCAGCUGCUGGUGGAGAUGGACGGCUUCAACACGUACGCCAACAAGGGCAUCCUGCUCAUCGGCGCCACCAACAACCCCUCUACGCUCGACCCCGCGCUCACGCGGCCCGGCCGCAUGGACCGCAUCAUCGAAAUGCCGCUGCCCGACACAGAAGGCCGUGUCGAGAUCAUGACGCUUUACAACAAGGGCUGGCAGUUCCUCGGGCCUAUCGACCUCUACGAGAUUGCGGAGCGCGGCAAGGGGCUGACGCCCGCUGACCUGGCGGAGAUCUACGAGGACGCCAUCUCGGACAAGAUCGACCACGUGACCACGUCGUUCCGCCAGAUCUACGACAUCUACUUCCGCAAGCGCGGGCCCUACUACUUCUUGCACCCGGUGGCGCUCAUCCCCGGCCCGUGGCAGAAGCACAUCCCGCGCUGGUUCGGCCGCGCGUUCCGGCACUUCUUCGCGAUCAACCCGGAGGACUUCCAGCCGCACGAGGACCACUGCAUCACGCAGGCCGACCUGCGCCGCACCAUCGACUUCAUCAGCCUCGAAAAGGAGUCCAAGCGCGGCCAGGUCUCCGACAAGCUCUGGGCGCCCACCAUCUGGCACACGCGGUCGUUCAAGCAGCCGUUUGCGGCGGGCCUGGUCACGACGGCGUGGAUGGCCACGCUGCUGCCCAACCACCCGCCCAUCAUCUCCAUGUGGCUCGAAAAGUACGAGGGCGAGUCGAUCGCGGUGGUGAACAUCGGGACGUGGGAGAGCACGGAGUUCACGGAGGUUGCCACGCGGCGCAUGCUGGAGAAGAUGCUGGUCGUGCUGGUCAGCGGCUACGUGGGCCUGCGCAUGCUGCUGCCCGAGGAGAUGCACGACACGCUGCUGCACGUGCGCGACAUCAAGCACGCGCAGCGCCUCGCGCGCGAGAUGUGCGCCUCCACCGGCUUCUCCUUCGACGAUGACGUCACCAUGUGGGCCGGGUCCGUGCAGGGCGAGGCCAACGCCGCGCGCCACAUCAAAAAGACCAAGAGCCCGGCCAUGGGGUGGGCCAAGCAGCAGGAGCUGCGCGAGAUGGGGGACGUGCUGGUAAAUCUGGCGAUCAACAAGGCGGCGGAGAUUCUGAUUCCGCAGAAAGCCGCCAUGGAGGAGCUCAUGGAGCGGCUCAUGGUGCACGACCGGCUCGAGAAAGAGGACAUUGAGGCGCACAUGCGCAAGCACAACGUGCAGCCGGUGGACGAGUUCUGGCUCACGCCGGGCGGGCGCUACUCGAUCCCCGAGCCCGAGGGUCGGCGCUUCUCGCCGGGCGGCAUCAUCCCGGACCCCGUCGGCACGCCGGUGGACCUGGGCCCCAAGCGGCUGACGCUGGCGGCCCUGGGCACCAAGUACGCGCGCAAGUACAAGCAGAUCAUCAAGCGCGGCGGCUACGUGCCCGCCGACCGUUGGGACGACCCGGCCCUGGAGGGCAAGACCUGGGUCUCUGCGCCUGACUUCGCCACCGAAAAUGUGCUCGAGGUGACCGUGGAAAAGGCAGGCGUGGGCCAGUUUUAACGAGAGCACGUCUGAUUGCACGUCAGGUUGGGCAUUUGGCGUCUAGAGGCCGACUGAUAUCGGUAGAACCUGCCAAACAGACUGCAAAGAACGCACUGCAUGCAUCUUCCGGUUCAAACGGGG